AAUAAAUGUUGCACCUCAACCAUGAAUAGAACUUGUGUUCAAGCGAGACUAAUCUUUUUCAGAAUAAAAUAAAUUGCUAACUGUCCCCGAGUGUAAGACUGAUGCAAGAACAAUAUGGACGCCAUGCCGUGGUAUCAGCAUAACUUUGGGACCGACUUAGCCCAUAGUAAAUUGGGUUUGAAACACAAAGAGAAGAUCAAUGGACCAUGGAGGAAUGUAAAGUUUCUAUCAUGGUCCAAGAUGUCUAGAAGUUGUAAGCCCAUGGGUGGUGGCACAUAAAUUAAAUCUUUGCUUGGCCCCGACCAUGAUCCAGAAACCUUCGCUUUCUGUGUAGUAAAAGCCGUUCCCACGCUGCCACCGAAUGUGGAAGAUUGUAGAUGGAAGUUGAUGGAAGACUAUAGAGGAAACAUGAAGGAUCGAGCCAUCUACCGAUAUCAAUCAAUCAAUCAUACAUGUUUCAAGACAUAUGAAUGAAAAUAGAAUAGCCCCGAAACUUCAAGAUCCUACAAGCUAAACUCUAUAUAUAACAUCCACGGUUGUCUCUCUUCAAUCAGUGAAGAAAUCGCCUUAAGAGUUGUUCCCUAAAGCACCAUCAAUAAAGCUACUUAUUUCAUCACUACUUCAGAAAAAGGAAAAUGUCCCUGAUUCCAUCUAUUUUUGGCAACAGGAGUGUCUUCGAGCCAUUCUCUUCAGAUAUCUGGGCACCUUUGAGCUCCAACAAUGAGAUAUCAUCAUUUGCCAAUGCCCAAAUUGAUUGGAAAGAGACCCCAGAGGCUCAUGUAAUCAAGGCUGAUCUUCCUGGGCUCAAGAAAGAAGAAGUGAAAGUGGAAAUUGAGGAAGGAAGAGUUCAUCAGUUAAGUGGAGAAAGAAAUGUAGAGAAAGAGGACAAGAAUGACAAGUGGCACCGUAUUGAGAGGGGACGUGGAAAGUUCCUUAGAAGAUUCAGGUUACCAGAAAAUGCUAAGGUUGAUGAAGUGAAAGCAGCAAUGGAGAAUGGCGUCCUGACUGUCACAGUACCAAAGCUGGAAGAGAAGAAACCAGAUGUCAAGUCCAUUGAGAUCAGCAGCUAGAUUUUUAAGCUGCACCCAUUGUCGUGUCGUAAUGCUUGGUUGAUUUGGUUGUGACUUUGGUUCCAUUUCUGUUUUUGGGUGUGAAAAAGAGUAUGUGAGAAGAAUAAAUACUAAUGGAGUAAUUGUGUCCCCUGUUUAUAGUGUAUGGUACGUUCUACGUUGUGAAUCCUUUGUUUAUUGCAUGCAAGCACACAUGUCUCAAAAAUUGGUGUGAUUUCAGUAAACUCAUAUGACACCAAUUGAUGACCUAAUAUUAAACUUGCCAUUGUUCUCGACAAUGGAAAGAUCAACUCUCAGGAUUAGCAUCAUUUUCAGGACUGAAAUCGAAAACCUCUGACUAUAUGCUUUUCAGCUUUUUAACGGGCCAAAGGAAUCAUAUAGAUCG
Molecule: messenger RNA, 1455 nt
Organism: Durio zibethinus
Lineage: Eukaryota; Viridiplantae; Streptophyta; Magnoliopsida; Malvales; Malvaceae
Product: 17.6 kDa class I heat shock protein-like
Source: RefSeq, a predicted model, not a curated record